Molecule: messenger RNA, 1576 nt
Organism: Callorhinchus milii (elephant shark)
Lineage: Eukaryota; Metazoa; Chordata; Chondrichthyes; Chimaeriformes; Callorhinchidae
Gene: camk1da
Product: calcium/calmodulin-dependent protein kinase 1Da
Exons: 11
Coding region: 54-1241 (395 amino acids)
Biological process (GO): peptidyl-serine phosphorylation
Cellular component (GO): intracellular anatomical structure
Molecular function (GO): ATP binding; calcium/calmodulin-dependent protein kinase activity; calmodulin binding
Source: RefSeq, a predicted model, not a curated record
ACAGACAGAUAUAGAGACCCACACACACACAGACAGACACACACACAGUAGCAAUGGCUCGAGAAAACGAAGAGAGUUGUGUUUCGUGGAAAAAACAGGCAGACGAUAUUAAGAAGGAUUUCGAGUUCAAGGAAAUUCUGGGGACGGGGGCCUUUUCCGAGGUGGUGAUGGCUGAGGAGAGGGCCACUGGGAGGACCUUUGCCAUUAAGUGUAUCCCGAAGAAGGCGUUGAAGGGCAAAGAGAGCAGCAUAGAGAACGAAAUCGCUGUCCUCAGGAGAAUAAAGCAUGAGAAUAUCGUUGCCCUGGAGGAUAUCUAUGAGAGCUCGAACCACUUGUACCUCGUGAUGCAACUGGUGUCGGGAGGGGAGCUGUUCGACCGGAUCGUGGAGAAGGGCUUCUACACUGAGAAGGACGCCAGCACUCUGAUCCGGCAGGUGUUGGACGCUGUACAGUAUCUCCACAAGAUGAGCAUCGUGCACCGAGACUUGAAGCCAGAAAACCUCUUGUACUUCAGUCCUGCCAAGGAGUCCAAGAUCAUGAUCAGUGACUUUGGGUUGUCCAAGAUGGAGGGAACGGGAGAUGUGAUGUCCACAGCCUGUGGGACUCCAGGUUACGUCGCCCCAGAGGUGCUUGCCCAGAAGCCGUACAGCAAAGCUGUCGAUUGCUGGUCCAUUGGAGUCAUCUCUUACAUAUUGUUAUGUGGCUAUCCUCCUUUCUACGACGAAAAUGACUCCAGACUAUUUGAGCAGAUAUUAAAGGCAGAGUAUGAGUUUGAUUCUCCGUACUGGGACGACAUCUCGGACUCGGCGAAAGAUUUUAUAAAACAUUUGAUGGAGAAGGACCCGAACAAGAGGUACACGUGUGAGCAGGCUUUAAGACAUCCGUGGAUUGCUGGAGACACAGCGCUGAACAAGAACAUUCACGAGUCGGUCAGCGCACAGAUCAGAAAGAACUUCGCCAAAAGCAAGUGGAGGCAAGCCUUCAACGCCACGGCGGUGGUUAGACACAUGAGGAGAUUACACCUGGGCAGCAGUCAGGAGGGAUCGAGCCUGAACACACCGUCCAGUCCUGCCCCCAGCAAUCCACUGCCAGAACUCACAUCCCGGAAAGACUCUGUGACGCCCUCCACGUCAUGCAGUCUUGCCUCCACGGUGUCCUCUCCGCCCGCGUUCUCGCCGGUCGGCUCGGAACUGGAGCCCAAGGUGACGACAGUCACUACAGUGGUCAGCGUGAGGAAAUGAUUAGCGGCGGAAAGACGCGGGAGGAGAUGUGUGACGGGAAUGAAGGAGGGAAAAGAAGGAGGGGGCGGGAGAGAGGGAGGAGGAGGAGGAGGAGGAAAGAUCCCAUCGUUCCCACACGUCCCACAAUGUUAAGUGAUCUCACCCUGCCAUGUGCACUGAAGCCCAGAGCCAUCCGAGGAAGGAAUGAAGGGAAGAAAGGAAGGAAGAUUUUAAAGGCCAUAUUUUAUACUGUACUCUACACUGUACAAUACAUGUAUCAUAAACUGCAUUGAAUCAUGUGCCGCUGUAUUUAACAGUGUCCGAUGCUGUCGAUAGCAAUGUCUUGUUUCCACCCC